AUGCCGUCCAGGUUCAAGCCAUUGACGCUUUCGCCCAUCAACUUCUCGCUCACAGAGGGCACCUCGAUUCCCGCGCCGCUCGACUCGCCGCCCGAGACACCGCGUCCGCCUACGCCAGGCCAAGGCCCGCUCUCGUCCCACCCCACGCCCAAGUCGCACAUCUUCCCACAACACCGCGUUGGCUCGUCCAACGGCAAGUCGCCUGAGGACUCGGCAGCCCCCGAGCCUCCUGUGACGCGCGACCGGUCGAUCGAGGCGGCCGACGGGGGCCUGUCGCCCACAAGUCCCGAGUCGCAACAGAGGCGGCCCUCUUCUGUACGCCAGUUCCUGGGCCUUCGCACACUGUCGUCCCGGGACAGCUUGCAGCAGGACGAGAGGCCAGGCUCGCCAGCCACCAUCAGCAGCCAGCCCAGUCUCACGAGGAAGAAGAGCAGCAGUUGGUUCGGCAGCAAGAGGAAGAGCUCGUACUUUGGAAGCGUGCCAGAAGGACGUGAGAGUACUGCCACGGUGCCGCUUUCCAGGACAGCCACCAACGGCACAAUGCCGAUGCGUACCCCUGCGCCUGUCUCGAAAGUCCCCACGGCACAAACACCGCCCAAGAAGCAGGAGCCCCCGCCUCCAGCCCUGCCCCAGCUCAACUCGUUUGGCGUGAACGAGAAGACACUGAGUUUCGACGCGGACGACAUGUUUAAGAACAUUAGAUGA
Ascochyta rabiei is the source of this 705-nucleotide messenger RNA. RefSeq lists its product as uncharacterized. The record is from RefSeq and is a predicted model, not a curated record. Bases 1 to 705 code for a protein of 234 amino acids. The transcript has a single exon. Lineage: Eukaryota; Fungi; Ascomycota; Dothideomycetes; Pleosporales; Didymellaceae.